CUCUCUUUCUAAUGCAUUCGCACGCACAUACUCUAUCUCGCUCGCUCCGACUUGUACUUGGUACAUCUAGUGGGCCACGGUCCGAUAAUUUUGCAAAGAACAGAAGAACAUCGGAAAAGCCAUGCUGUCCAGGGCCGCCUUAUUGUCAGGCCAAACCAGCCGCAGCCUCGUCGCAUUGAGCACCAGGGCUGCCGCCACCUCGUCCGCCAACAAUGCCGCCGCCAGUCCCGACCAAUCAUCAACUGGUCUCAGGCCUGUGAGACAAGAGCCCGGCAAAGUGCGCAUGGGCUUCAUUCCAGAAGAAUGGUUCACCUUCUUCUACAAGAAAACUGGUGUGACUGGACCUUACACCUUGGCCUUCACCCUGUCCACCUAUUUGGUCAGCAAAGAAAUUUAUGUGUUGGAACAUGAGUACUAUUCUGGUCUCUCUCUGUUGGUCAUGUGGAUUGUUGCUGUCAAGAAACUUGGACCAGCUCUAGCCAAAUCUUUGGAUAAGGAGAUUGAUGAAUAUGAAGCAAACUGGAACCAAAGCCGAGUUGACCAAAAACAAUCCCUUGAAGACUCAAUCAAGGAGGAAGAAAAGGCUCAAUGGAGCUUGGAAGGUCAAGUGCAACUUGUGCAGGCCAAACGUGAAAACGUUCUUUUGCAACUUGAGGCCAACUACCGCGAGCGUCUUUUGAAGGCUUACUCUGAAGUCAAGAAACGUUUGGAUUACCAAGUGGAAAAACAGAACAUCGAGCGCAGGAUCAACCAGAAGAAUCUUGUAGAUUAUGUUGUGGCCAGAGUCAAGGCUUCCAUUACUCCAGAUCAGGAGAAACAGAACAUCAACAAGUGCAUCUCUGACUUGGCUCUUUUGGCCAAACGUUAAAUAAUUUUGCGAAAUUGUUAUUUAAAUAAUACUGUACUGUACAUUGCAGAGCUAAAAUAGAAUUGAAUAUAUUUGUUCAUUUUACAUCUAUUAUGUUUCCCUUUUUAUUCUUACACAGUUACAUCAAUAAACCUAAAUAAU
Molecule: messenger RNA, 1009 nt
Organism: Aethina tumida (small hive beetle)
Lineage: Eukaryota; Metazoa; Arthropoda; Insecta; Coleoptera; Nitidulidae
Gene: ATPsynB
Product: ATP synthase subunit b, mitochondrial
Exons: 4
Coding region: 122-868 (248 amino acids)
Biological process (GO): proton motive force-driven ATP synthesis
Molecular function (GO): proton transmembrane transporter activity
Source: RefSeq, a predicted model, not a curated record